This is a messenger RNA of Dichotomopilus funicola, 1257 nucleotides long. RefSeq names its product oxidoreductase-like protein. Gene Ontology annotation, cellular component: mitochondrion. Lineage: Eukaryota; Fungi; Ascomycota; Sordariomycetes; Sordariales; Chaetomiaceae. The transcript has a single exon. The coding region runs from base 1 to 1257 and encodes 418 amino acids. The record is from RefSeq and is a predicted model, not a curated record.
AUGCGCCGAAGCAUCUUGAGCGCGCGGCCGUCGCGCGCUGUUUACCACGCAUUGGGCAACCAGCAGCCGCGUCGCACCUUUGCCGCCCCGCCUAUCAAGGACAACACCCCGCCGACCCCCAUUGAGCCCUCCCAAGAGCAGGCACACCCAGUCGGGCCGUUCUACGAGGCCAUCCUCCGGACCCCGAACCCGCUCGCGAAGGAGAAGCCCGAAGAGCCCCCCGUCACAUCCCAGCGAUCGUCCAAGCCGGCUCCCAAGUCAGCUGUUCCCGAGCCCGAGAAGCCCCAACCCAAGGCCGAGCCGGCGAAGCCCGCAGCCUCAGAGGAAAAGAAGGCGGCCGCACCAGCCAAGGCAGCGCCUCAAGCGCAAGAAGAGGCGGCAGAAGACAAGAAGACCCCUACCAAGCGCACGCGCAAAGCCCCCAGCAGCACCAAGGCCAAGUCGGUUCCUCCUCCUCCCACUCCUUCGUCCUCUUCUUCCCCAACCCCCUCCACCCCUUCAUCAUCCAUAUCACCUUCCCAAACACCAUCACCAACACCACCCCCUGGCCCGACCAUCCUCCCACAAUCACCAUCAUCCGCACCCUCCCAGUCCGAGCGCACGCCAGAAGAAACAACCCAAGAAAAAGAACAAAACUCAGAAUCAGACCCGACAUCUAACACCACCCCUCAGGCCCGCGCCCGCAUCGUCUUCGGCGCCAGCCUAGCCGGCCCCCGCGAGCGCGCCGAGCGCCUAGCCCGCCUACGCACCGAGACCCGCGUCGUCGCCGGCGUGCGUGUCCCCCCGCGCCCAGAGGAGCCUGACAACUGCUGCAUGAGCGGCUGCGUCAACUGUGUCUGGGACCGGUACCGCGACGAGAUGGAGGAGUGGGCGGGGAUGAGUGCCGAGGCGGAGCGGAGGUUGGCGGCGCAGCUGGCUGGGCGGGCGGUAGGUGUUACCGAGGAGAGUAUGGAGAGUGCGGCGGAUGUCGGCCAGCGGGAGGGGGGUAGUGGUGGGAUGGAUUUGGGGAUACAUGAUGUGGAUUUGGACCGGGGGCCGAUGGAGGAGGGGGGGAGUAUGGAUGAUGAUGGGGGCGGUUCGGUUGCGAAUUGGGAGACGCCGCGGAUACCCAGGAAUAAAAAUGCGUCUAAGCCGGCUACAAAGGACUUUUGGGACGACGACUUGUACAAAAGUGUGCCGGUGGGGAUUAGAGAGUUUAUGAAGCACGAGAAGAGGCUAAAAGAGAAGCAUAUGCGUGACGGGACAGUCGGCGGAUAG